AUGAGUGCAAUUCUCUCUGCCGACGACCUCAACGACUUCAUCUCUCCUGGCGUCGCUUGCAUCAAACCCGUCGAGACUCUCCCCGCUGCCCCGCCCCCGCAAUCUCUCGAGACCGAAGUUAUACUUGACGGCCAGCAGCCUGCUACGAAUUCGAAUGCGCCCGCUCAGAUCUCCCUCACAGACUGUCUAGCCUGCUCUGGCUGUGUUACAUCUGCCGAGGCUGUCUUAGUGAGCCUCCAAAGUCAUGCCGAAGUCCUCGCUACUCUUGAUUCGGCCCCAGCCUUGAAGUUGGUGACAGACGAUAGUGGCAGGUUCAGGGUGGAAGGGCUUGAGGAGGAGAAUGCAAAGCUCUUUGUUGUCAGCGUGAGCCCUCAAACAAGGGCCAACUUAGCGGCAGCAUGUGGCGGAGGCGUGUCAGAGGGCGAUGCCGGGCACAUGCUGGACAACCUUUUUCGUGGUCCCUCUGGAAUCGCCAGUGGCGGCAAAUACAAUAACGAGUUCACAUGGGUGGUUGAUACCAAUACUGCAAGGAAGGCAACCCUCGUUCUUGGAGCAGAAGAAGUUCUCAGCACCUCUCAGACCGAAACCACAACCCCAGCCAAACCCAUAUUAUCCUCGUCCUGCCCCGGUUGGGUGUGCUAUGCGGAAAAGACACACCCCCACGUUCUACCCCAUAUCUCAAAGGUGAAGUCGCCACAGGCCUUAAUGGGCACAUUACUAAAGACGACACUGAGCCGAACGCUGGGUAUUGCACCUAGCCGCAUCUGGCAUCUGGCUGUUAUGCCCUGCUUUGAUAAGAAACUGGAGGCAAGCCGAGAGGAGUUGACCGAGGAGGUUUGGGGUGAAGGGGAAACCGGGGGGCGUGGGGUUCGCGACGUUGACUGUGUCAUCACAAGUAAGGAGAUUCUCAUGCUCGCCGAGUCAAGAGGCCUCAGCUUCUUCGAUAUCCCCAAGACACCGCUGCAAAGCAAAAGUUUAACCCCAUUCCCUGAUCCAAAGCUCCACCAGUUUCUUUUCCCUCGCACACGGACCGGAAAUACACCUCGCGAAGCCGGCACUUCAGGGGGCCUUCUCUAUCAUAUUCUCGAAAGCCGGGCGGCGCAGACUCCUGGUGCAGAGAUUGUGCAUACACGCGGCCGCAACGUUGAUGUUGCCGAGUACUCGAUUUUGGUGAAUGGCGAGCCAGUCUUCCGUGCUGCCCGGUAUUAUGGCUUCAGAAAUAUCCAAAAUCUCGUUCGAAGACUAAAGCCGGCCAGGCCGUCUCGAAUGCCUGGUGGCAAGCCUUUUGGAAGUGCUCGGAAGCCUGCAGGCAAGGCGGCCUCUCUGGAGUAUAGUUAUGUUGAAGUCAUGGCAUGCCCUGGCGGCUGUACAAAUGGUGGCGGCCAAAUAAAAGUUGAUGACCCUGUUGUCAUGGAAAGAAAGAAUUAUUCCGGAAAUCCAGGCCCUCAAGAGCAAAAGAUGUGGUUGUCAGAGGUUGACGAGGCAUAUUUCUCUGCAGACGAGGCGGGCACUGAAAUUUCCGUUGUUGGGACUGCCGAGACUAUUGGUGGCAUUUCCCACUCAUAUAUAAAUGAUACCCUGGCGCAUUGGGCGGAAGUUACAGGUGUUGGCUUAGAUAGACUGGCGUUUACGACAUAUCGUGAAGUUAUUAGCGAUGUUGGAAAGGAUAAAACGACGGACGAGACGGUGGUGCAGCUGGCCGGAAAGAUUGGAGGUGGGUGGUAG
Molecule: messenger RNA, 1725 nt
Organism: Fusarium mangiferae
Lineage: Eukaryota; Fungi; Ascomycota; Sordariomycetes; Hypocreales; Nectriaceae
Exons: 1
Coding region: 1-1725 (574 amino acids)
Biological process (GO): iron-sulfur cluster assembly
Cellular component (GO): cytosolic [4Fe-4S] assembly targeting complex
Molecular function (GO): 4 iron, 4 sulfur cluster binding
Source: RefSeq, a predicted model, not a curated record